UCUCAGUGGUGCAAUAGGUAAGACAGCUGGUCUUGCCUAUUGCACUACCGGACAGACUGACGGACGGACGGGAACGUAACUUAGCCACCCAUAUAUUCGUGAUCAGGAAGUGGCGAAACACAUUUUGGCUAAGUUUGAGCGCGAUCGGAGGACAUGAAAUUUUGGUAGGAUUAUAGUAGGUGAGAUUAUUAAGAAUCUCACCUAAUACAGAGAAAAUCCCAUACGUGUUUUUGUAUAUAAAAAUUAGCUUUUGGCAUUAACUUUUAGGGAACUUGUCAGGGGCUUGUUAUAGAUAGGAAUAGAGUGACAAUAAUUAUUUUGUGAUAUAUAAAAAAAAGAGUUUCCUCAGUAUGAUCGUAAUAUGGUUGAUCAAAUAAUGUGAUUGCACAGUUCUCCACAACCAUUGAUCAGUCUCUGGCGAACUGUUGAACGGUGCGCAGGUGAAUUUCUACGAUCGCGCGCUCUCUCUGCUCCAGCAAACUCCAUAUACCUUCCCGCUUCCCCUACCCUUCCAAUUUGAGCAUUUUAUACUUUUACUCUCGCUUGAGACAAAAGUCUAUGUGAUUUUCUAUUGAGUAAUUUUUCUUUCUUCACCGCGUUUCGGAUCUGUGAGUCUCUGUUUCCAGUCAUCAGAGUGUCACUAAAAUGUGUGGAGUUUUGUGAAAAAAAGGACAAAAGAAAAUCUCUAUUGCGAUUUUGGAUUUUUAGUGAAACAAACAAUUUUUAAAGGAUCCUUCGCUGUUAUUGGGAAUAAAAGUAGAUUUAUUUUUAUUCCUCAUUGUUUCUUAUUAUAAAAAUUUUGAAGAAAACAGAUUACUUCCCAUUCUAUGGGUUUGUGUUUUUCCUCCUUUGUGUCUUGGUGGUAAAAAUCAUACCAGCUUAAGACUUCAACAAGUUUCCGGACACAGUAAAGCUCAGCACAAUGACCAGUGUGGAAGUACGCGGUGGUUACAAGUACUUUGGGAGUUCUUCUGCUCCAAAUAAGAAGAUCGUUCUCAAUCAUUUGGAUAUGACAGUGAACACAGGAACAAUAUAUGGAUUAUUGGGAGCUUCUGGAUGCGGAAAAACCACAUUGUUAUCGUGUAUUGUUGGAGUAAGAAAGCUGAAUGCAGGCAAAAUUAAUGUUUUAGGACGUCCACCUGGUGUUCCAGGAUCUGGGGUGCCAGGCCCUCGUAUUGGAUACAUGCCGCAGGAAGUUGCACUUGUCGAUGAAUUCACAAUCAAAGAGACACUUUAUUACUUUGGUCGGAUCUAUGGUAUGAGUGAAGAUCGCAUUUAUGAGAGAUUUAAAUUACUUCAUGAACUUCUAGAACUACCAGAUGCUAAUAGGUUCAUAGUGAACUGCAGCGGAGGUCAACAGAGGCGUGUAUCUUUUGCUGCUGCCAUGGUUCAUGAACCGGAACUUCUGAUUUUGGAUGAGCCUACUGUUGGUCUGGAUCCCAUUCUACGCGAAAAAAUUUGGCACUUUCUGGUAGAGAGUACACGAAAUAGCAAAUUAGCUGUGAUCAUCACUACACAUUAUAUUGAGGAGGCUAAUCAGGCUAAUAAAAUUGGACUUAUGAGAAACGGCAUACUUCUAGCUGAAGAUUCUCCUAGAAAUAUUCUUACUCAAUUUGAAUGCUCAUCUCUUGAAGAUGCCUUCCUGAUCCUUAGUCAGAAACAGGGAAAAUCAGAAGAGGCUGACACUACAUUACGACGUGUAGAAAUGGCUACAAAUCAGUCAAUCGACAUAAUUACUGAUGAAAAGGCAGUUGAAGGUGUACCCAAAAAGAGUCCCUUAAAGCGUAAUUUAUCAUUUCAGGAGACCAAGCGUCCUGGAAUUGUAGGGAAAUUCCAAAUUACUUCCAAAAGCCGCAUGAAAGCUCUUAUGACGAAGAACAUACUGCAACUUAUUCGUCAACCCAGUGGCAUAAUAUUUUGCUUCCUUUUUCCAAUCCUUCAGCUUUCAUGCUUCUACUUGGCCAUAGGCGGAAAUCCUCGUGAUCUACAAUUGGGCAUUGUCAAUGAUGAAGUUGAUGACUUUAAACUGUGCCAAAAUGAAUCUCUUAUAACCACAUUCGCUCAUGAUUACACAUGUGAUCUAUAUAAAAUAUCAUGUCGUUUCCUUCAUGAGCUAACACCUGAUAUUGCUAAAAAGGUGUACUUCAAUACCAAAGAUGAUGCUCAUGAUGCCGCAAAAAAAGGAAAAAUCACAGGCUAUAUACAUUUUGCACGAAAUUUCACUGAAUCUAUAGCUGAGAUUCGGGAUGAGGGUAGACAUGCAGCUAAUGAGUCUUUCUAUAAUGGAGAAAUUCGCAUUUUUAUGGAUAUGACAGAUCAACAAAUUUCCUUCUUUCUCGAGAGAAAACUAAGAUCGACGUAUCAAAAAUUCUCAGAAACUCUUAUGUCUGAUUGUGAAUUGCCUAUAGCUCUUGGAAAUAUUCCUAUUCAUUUCUAUGAACCAAUUUUCGGAUAUGCCGAAGGUGAAUUUAAGGAAUUCAUAGCUCCAGGAAUUAUCAUGACAAUGGUAUUUUUCCUUGCUACUCUCGUCACUUCUACAAUUUUCAUCACUGACAAAUUGGACGGCGUGUGGGAUCGUACAUUAAUUGCGGGAAUAUCUGUUACUGAACUCCUUGUAGCACAUGUAAUCACGCAAUCCGUUAUUAUGGUGAUACAGUGUCUUGAAGUAGUUUUCUAUGCAGCAUAUUUCUUUAAUGCAGAAAACCGUGGUGACAAUGUAACUGUCAUUGGGCUUCUAACACUUCUUGGUUUUGCCGGGAUGCUAUUCGGUCUUUUGAUCUCAAUAUUUUGUGAAUCACAUACAACCGCCAGUUUCGUAGCUACAGGGAGUUUCUACCCUAUGAUUAUUCUUUGUGGACUUCUUUGGCCGCUCGAAGGAAUGCCUACAAUAUUACGAUAUAUCGCCUACACUUUUCCUUUUACCAUUCCAUCGCUAGCUGUGCGAAAUAUACUCUCAAAAGGGUGGAGCAUCACGCAUAGUCAAGUGGCCAACGGAUUUGGUGUGGUUAUCCUCUGGAUUGUAGUACUUUUCAUUCUCUGCAUAAUGGGUCUCAAAAUGAAACGAUAAGCCCAUGCUUUUUUAUGAGUGUACAUAUGUGUCUGUAAAGUGUGAAGCUAUUGUGAUUUUCAAUUUUUUGUACUCUUUCAUGAUCUUAUAUCGUGUAGAUAUGUCACUGUAUAUAUUAUAUUUAGUGUAUGUUAAAGUUAGUGGAUGUAGUGAUUAUGGGAUGUUUAUCUUCUUUUGUUUUAAAAUUAUUAAGAAAAUAAAAGAUAUAUAAAAUA
Molecule: messenger RNA, 3282 nt
Organism: Phlebotomus papatasi
Lineage: Eukaryota; Metazoa; Arthropoda; Insecta; Diptera; Psychodidae
Product: ABC transporter G family member 23
Exons: 10
Coding region: 923-3067 (714 amino acids)
Cellular component (GO): membrane
Molecular function (GO): ATP hydrolysis activity; ABC-type transporter activity; ATP binding
Source: RefSeq, a predicted model, not a curated record